AUGUUUGAUACAGAUUAUAGUGUGACGGGAUUGGUGCCUAUGUUUGAUACAGAUUAUAGUGUGACGGGAUUGGUGCCUAUGUUUGAUACAGAUUAUGGUGUGACGGGAUUGGUGCCUAUGUUUGAUACAGAUUAUAGUGUGACGGAAUUGGUGCCUAUGUUUGAUACAGAUUAUAGUGUGACGGGAUUGGUGCCUAUGUUUGAUACAGAUUAUGGUGUGACGGGAUUGGUGCCUAUGUUUGAUACAGAUUAUAGUGUGACGGGAUUGGUGCCUAUGUUUGAUACAGAUUAUAGUGUGACGGGAUUGGUGCCUAUGUUUGAUACAGAUUAUAGUGUGACGGGAUUGGUGCCUAUGUUUGAUAUGGAUUAUGUUGUGACUGGAUUGGUGCCUAUGUUUGAUACAGAUUAUGGUACGCCUGUGCUUUUGCAGGAAUGUAUGCCGAAAUCGGAGUACUUUGAGAGAGAUGUUUCCAGGAUGUAUCUAAAUUGCCCCCCUCUUUACCAUUACCCUCCGCUCUUUGCGCCUCCAGCAGUCAAUCCUCCAAGAUUUAGAGGGUCUCCCUGUUCUGCUGGGAUACCAAUAAGAAGCUUUCGGCAAUAUCAACCACUAAGUAUUCAAGAUGCAGGCACAGAUUUCAGACCAAAUUAUUACCCUACGGUACCGCAAUUUAUUCCACCUGGCCUCGUGCCUGGAAUACACUAUCUGCCUCCUCCAUUGCCAAUGAGUGUCAGCAUGAUGGCUGAGCCGAGCAGGGAUAUGCUGGGUCACAUGACUGCAGAGAACCAGUGUAUGAGACCUGUCCUUGACAAAAGCCAAAAUAAGGAGCCAUGUGCCUAGGCAGUUCAACCAGAGCAUGGCCAGCAGUACCUGGUUAUAAUAUACACCACAAACAGCAACAUCCUGUAAUGUUAUCAGUAAUUCAAAAUUAACUUU
This is a messenger RNA of Pelobates fuscus (common spadefoot toad), 933 nucleotides long. RefSeq names its product DMRT like family B with proline rich C-terminal 1 (gene DMRTB1). Lineage: Eukaryota; Metazoa; Chordata; Amphibia; Anura; Pelobatidae. The transcript has 4 exons. The record is from RefSeq and is a predicted model, not a curated record. Bases 1 to 837 code for a protein of 278 amino acids.